Molecule: messenger RNA, 3734 nt
Organism: Mugil cephalus (flathead mullet)
Lineage: Eukaryota; Metazoa; Chordata; Actinopteri; Mugiliformes; Mugilidae
Gene: tub
Product: TUB bipartite transcription factor
Exons: 12
Coding region: 408-1898 (496 amino acids)
Biological process (GO): protein localization to cilium
Cellular component (GO): cilium
Source: RefSeq, a predicted model, not a curated record
AAGAAACGGAGGGAGAUUUACAUAGAGCCUACAGAGUGAGCGCGAGGGAAGAGAGCCAGCGCAGAGAAGGAGCAGAGGCGGUGGAUGGGGAAGAGGAGAGGAGAGGCAUUGACUGGAAGCAUACACAUGGACGAGAAGAAAACGGCUAUUUCAUGUGCUCAGCGUGCAUGACUGCAGAGUGCGGCUGUCUGGCUGGAUUGUUAGUCAUCUGCUGCCCCACAGCAAAAGGACAUACAAAGAAACACAGGCAGGCUGGGAAUAGAGGGCUGUGUGCAGAGGAUGAACAGGCGAUGUAGGCUCGCUGGCUCUGAUCGUUGUCCUCAGACCCCGUAGCCACUUGCACUGGUGCUGUUGCAGGCCGUUAGCCUUGCAGUUUUGGCAGCAGCAGUCAGAGCAGUUGAUACAGAAUGAGCUCCAAGCACUCCUCCGACUGGAUUCCCUACAGCACUUUAGACGAUGAGGGCACCAACCUACGACAGCAGAAACUGGACAGGCAGCGAGCGCUCCUCGAACAGAAGCAGAAGAAGAAGAGGCAAGAGCCUCUGAUGGUCCAGUCUAAUGUGGACAGCAGGUCCCGCACUCGACGCACCAAACAGAGCGAGGAACAGGCUCCGCUGGUGGAAUCCUACCUCAGCAGCAACAGCAGCACCAUCUACCACGUGCAAGAAGCUGAACAAGAGGAGGUGAAGGUGAUAUCAGACACGCAGCCGCCUCGCUCAGCCAAAAAGGGCAAAGCCUCAGCCAGCUCCACCCCACAGACAGGCAGCGACAAGAAGGAGAGGAAGGGGAAACACAAAGCGAUAGAUGGCCUGACUUCCCAGCAGGAUGACAGUCAAAUCCAGAUCCUGACAGUGGGCCACUCCACCACAGAGGAGGGCGAGGCAGAUUCUGUUGUGAGCUGCACUCAGUCGCAGAGUAAACAGGAUCUGCGCGUCACCAUGCUCAAGAAAGGCAUAUCCAGCAGUAUGAAUUUUGAUGAAGAAGAGGAUGACGACGACGAAAUAAGCUCCAGUUCUUCACAGCUCAACAGCAACACGAGACCGGGCUCCGCCACGAGCAAGAAGUCAUGCAAGGAAGUGGCUUCAGCACCCACUCCGCCAGUCAGCGAGCCUGCCAUCGAUGUUGAUGAUCUUGAGGAGUUUUCUCUGCGACCUGCGCCACAGGGUGUCAGAGUGAAAUGUAGAAUCACCAGGGACAAGAAGGGCAUGGACAGAGGCAUGUACCCCACCUACUACCUUCACCUGGAGAGAGAGGAUGGCAAGAAGGUGUUCCUGUUAGCUGGAAGGAAGAGGAAAAAGAGUAAAACAUCAAAUUACCUCAUCUCCAUUGAUCCCACUGAUCUAUCUCGAGGUGGAGAAAGUUUCAUUGGCAAACUGAGAUCAAACCUUAUGGGAACCAAGUUCACUGUAUACGACAGUGGUCUGAAUCCCAUGAAGAGUACCACCAGCCUCGAAGCUAGCAAUCUGCGUCAGGAGCUAGCAGCCAUUUGCUAUGAAACCAAUGUCUUAGGAUUCAAGGGGCCUCGUAAAAUGAGCGUCAUCAUUCCUGGAAUGAACAUGGACCAUGAGAGAGUGUCUAUCCGGCCACGAAAUGACCAUGAGUCACUGCUGGCCAGGUGGCAGAACAAGAACACAGAGAGCGUGAUUGAACUUCACAACAAGACGCCUGUGUGGAACGAUGACACGCAAUCUUAUGUGCUCAACUUCCACGGCAGGGUCACUCAGGCUUCCGUCAAGAAUUUUCAGAUUAUUCACGAUAAUGACCCUGACUACAUUGUGAUGCAGUUUGGCCGUGUGGCAGAAGAUGUCUUCACCAUGGACUAUAACUACCCAAUGUGUGCCCUCCAAGCCUUUGCUAUUGCCCUCUCCAGCUUUGACAGCAAGUUAGCCUGUGAAUAGACCCCAGUCUGAAGUUCAUUAGCGAACUGGUCCGUCUGUCCUCGCAACAAGGGCUGAUUAUGUAUCCCUGGGCUGAUCUUGAGACUUCCAAAUUGUGCCCAGGAAGUCCUUCAUAUCCCAAAACGCUUCAUGGGCCUCAAGUUUUAUGUGUGUGCGUGUGUGUGUGUAUGUGGGAGGGGUGGGCAUGGGUCAGGGGGGCUCAGGAUGGUCUUGGUCAGUGGAGGAAAACAAGCACAAGUGUAAUCCACUCUCAAAGUCCAAUUCCUUUGUUUUGAUACCUAUAGUCAUUUUGUACUGUAAUGGCAUUAUGAAAACCGACACUGUUCCUUUAUGUAGUAGUUAUAGAAAUUUAACAUUUCUUUAUCUGUAAAUUCUAACUAAUGGUUACACAACGCUAAGUUUUAAAAGUUGACUGGAUUUUAUGUCGUCUACCACAUAAAAAAAAACAAAAGGUCACACUUUUCCUUAAGCAUGAAUACUGCUUAUAGUAUAGUUACUGAAUUAAAAAUAACAUGCACGCCACAAUGUAUUUAUUUACAUAUUUAUUAUGUAAUUGUGAUUUUCUUUUCUCCUAUCAUUUGCAAACAACAACAACAACAACAACAACAAAAAACUACUGCAGUAUUGGCUCAAUGGAGCUAGAAGCACAUACGUUAUCAUUACAAGACUUGUAUCCACAAAAAAAAAACACUUGGAUGUGAAAAGGGAAAAGGCGUGUUACACAGUGCUGUGUACCAUGUACAAUGUUGUGUCACAGUGUCAUAUACAUGAAUGUAUAGGAUGAUGGUGCACUUUACUUUGAAGUCUGUGGUGGAUGAGAUAUAGCUGUACAUACUUUAUUGUGCCUUUGAGGACUAAUCCUGGUGUUACACUUUGGCUGUAAAAAUAAGCAGAGCUUGAACUGGUCUUUGGUAACUUACUGUCCUCACUACUGUAGCAACUGAAAUUCAUUAAUCUAAUACAAACUUCAUUUAGAGUUCGCUCACUGAAUACCUGGAGUGAAAAAAAUCUCUGGCAGAUAAUAUUUCCAAUGUGUGCAUCACAGGACAACACUUCAGUUGUUGUCCAGGGAUAUGUAAAUUGUAUUUAAGGCCUACAACGCAUUACACUAAAGAGAUGAAUAUUUAUUUACAACGGACUAUGAAUCAGGCAGCAGAUGCAGCAGAUAUCCAAGGCACUCAGGCUUAAAGUUGAGCCCAGAUAUUCAGAUGUUCACUUGAGGAAAGGAAAUGACAGAAUACCGAAUAUUCCACAUAUACACUUACUGCCAACAAACACGCAGCUACAGUGUGAAUCGUCCACAGCUUAAACACAUAUUGCAUCACUCGCUUUACACCUUUGAUUAACGAGAUUCUCCACAGAGGUGGAGUUUGAUACAUUCCUCAUGACUGGCAGUAAGUUUCUAUAUCACGUUGUUUAUUGCUGUUCACGUUUUUACUCAAAUUAUUAUUCCUCUUGCCCCCUGCGGGGUAGUAUCCUUUCUCAAAUAUAUAGUAGUAUUUUGUAUUUUAUGACCAUUAAAAAAAAUGCUGAAUGAUGGCAAAGAACAAUCUCUGAUACUGCUGUUGUUACUGUGGGUUAUGAGGAAAUCUUUAUCAAAUGUGCUAUUCUUGUACUCAAUUGUGUUCUAACUAUUUUAAAUUUCUAUUUUAAAACUGUUGAUACUCUUGCUGUAAAGUCUGCUUUUCAUACAUGUGUCCAAGAACCAAAGGUUCUUUCACUUUCUGUUUUUAGUGCUCUUGUUGUAAUGUACAGUAAAUGGUGUACAAUUUACUGUGGUGGUAUAGAAACAGCCCUUUGUUCAUGGAAAAUAAAAAUAAAAUUCAAGUAAGUCAA